CAUAUGAAGAACGGUGGCCUAAUUUCUUCGUGCACAAUAGACGUGUCGGCCCAGCUGUGGAGUCGCAAAGAAGGGAUUCCUAAAAGCGUUUGCCUCUUAACUCAGACUUGAUGCUUUGCUGAGACGAUGUUGCAAAUGAUCGAAGGCAACAUUUGACAAGCUGUUGUUUACCACAGUUUACUUCCCUAGCCUUGUUUUCCCUAUGAUCAACCGGUAGCCUGAAGACCAAUAAAUUAGCUUCGAACAAACAAGAACACGACGAGCUGUGCGAUGGGCUUCAAUAAAAUUGAUGCUUAUUUAUGGAUUCGUGGACAGUUUAAGCCUGUGAAGAUUGGAUUUUCAUUCGCAAGCAGGAGUGACUUUACUAACCCGAAGUUUCCAUGGCUGCCAAAACUUGUUCUGGUUGUCACAAGAAGUAUUUUCGCAUUGUACACAGUCGCCUUUGCAGUUGCAAGUGUUUUGGAGAAUGGAACAGCAUUCCUUCAGCAAAUGCCUCAGUUUUCACAAGCACUGGGUGCCAUUUAUUUCUUUGUCAGUGCUAUUUGUACUGAAGUGUCUUUCUUCAGGAAGAUACGACGAUUUAGCACACAUAGAGAGACAUUCUUUGCUAGCCACAAAAGAAAACUGAACAAAAGCCCAACACUGGAAACCAUUUCUGAUGCUGAACAACAACUACCAUUCACAAGUCAAACUGACAUUCCAGAAAGACUAAUCGAAGCAUCAUUUCAGCCAGUUUACAAAGAGACAACACAGGUACAGGAAACAAAACUGAUGAACCUUUUUUGGUAUCACAAGCUUCAGUGGAUCCUUUAUGACCUAGCAAUAUGUCUCAAUUUCAGCUUCACAGCUGCAGCACUGUUUUAUCAAGAAAAUAUCUUCUUUUCAAGUUCAAAAGGUAAGUUGUUACGGAUACACACAUAUGGUGUGACAACUGCCUUUCUCCUUGUUGAUUUUCUUUUAAAUUCUGUCCCUGUAAGGGUUGCUCAUAUCAUUUAUCCCCUGGCUUUGAAUACUCUGUAUUUCAUUGCCGUUGUUAUAUAUAACAAGUCACUGAAUGGUACAGCAAGGCUUUUGCCAGAAGUGAAUUGUACAGGAACUGAUUGUCUGGUGCAAAUAGCAGUCAUUCUUGGAGCAGGCUCAUUUGCAGUUCACAUCACUUUGUUUAUGAUCAAGUCUUUGCUGGACCUUGGUGCAAGACACCCAGCAAAGAAGUCUUCAGAACCACCACAGACAUCAUCUCGCCCUACUUUAAGAAAGAUAUCUCGAGCCAGCCGAAAUUCAGAUUCCACUCAGAUGACAUCACUUGAUGGCUACAAGACUUAUGCAUCAAAGUAAUAAGUUGGAGUACUAAUCACCUCACUCUUUAGCACACUCAAAAGCACUAGCAUUAAGAGUCAUCUCUGAUUUAUAACUUGUGACGUUGAUAUUGUAAGAACUAAUUGAAGCCAUCUUGUUUUCACUUUGGGCAUAUAUACUAGAGUAUGACAAAAGUAUCUAUUAAGUUUAAGAUAUGCUAGAUCACAAACCUUAUACAAAACGUUUACCAGGACCAAUGCAGUACAUUAUAUUAAUGCAGUACAUGGUUAGGAGCUUCUAAUAUCUGGUUAUAAAAGUUUUUAUCACAUUCUUAGAAAUUCGUCAAUUUUAAGAGGUUAGCUGUGGCUUAAACCAUUAUCUUGCCCUAUUAUGCAUUGCUGUCUUGGUUGAUAAGGUUAUCGUGCUUUUAUAAAAAACAAAGCUUUGUAUCCAGUCUUAAUCCGAUACAGUCCUAAGGUUUUAUCUACACUAAAUUUCUUUCACAAAUUGCAAAAACCUUAUCCUUUAAAAUGCGAUUUCCUGUUUAAAUUUGAAAGUUCAAUUUUUAUCUCAAACUUGAAAGCUGUAUUGUAAUUCAUGAAAGUAAAUUAUUGCCUUAAAGUACCAUAGACACUUAAUUGCCCUUACACAAUGCAAUUUGAAUAGCAUUAGAUGAAAGUGUCAUUUAAAGACCCGUGGCUUGUGUUUGGGAGGGCAAUCCACCUGUUCAUGUCUUUUAAAUCAACUAUUUGGUAAAUUGGUUUUAAGGGUUUUAAUAAGCAUUGAGGAAAGUUGUAGAACGUUACUCACAUUCAUUUUGUCCAUGAAUGUAUCAUUAUUAAGUAUGUCGUUUAACACGUUUCAUAUAUUGUACAUACAAAUCCAAAAACACAUCAACGUUGGAAUUUUAAUUGGGAACAAGGAGUGACCAUUUAUUUUUUGACAUAUGUAUUUUAUUUUGAAUAUUUUAUUUUGAAGCAUUACGCAUUUACGUUUUGUAUCCAAAACAGUUUUUAAGUUGUGGUUGGUGUUUUGUAUAAUUCAUUAUUCACAGUUUGUAUGGAUGCCCUGGGAAUGCUUUUUAACUUAGAUAUAUUCUGAAUCCCCUCAUUAGUUUUUGUUUGGUCUGCGAUAGUUAACAGAGACAGGAACCAAAUUAUACCACUAAGACUUUUGAGAGCCACAAAUAUUUGGGCUGGUGCCCCAAAGAUGAAAUAUAUCCAAUCUCUUCUUAGAUUUAAAUGUUAAACCCCGGACAUAUUAACCCAACACAGGUCUGGCAUAUAAAAACAAGGCAUAAGAUUUCAUCCUAACUUUUUGGGACCGCGCUCAGCUCUGGCUCUGUGACACUUAACCCUUCCUGCCCUUUUCUUGGUGGACAUGACAUCAGGAAAACGCUGACUCAAAGUAAGGAGGCAGCUCUUUUGAAAACUUAAUGGUUAGAUUUGUUUUUAAAUGAUCAUCCUUCUUUUUCAAUAACCUCAUUAAUGCAUCGCAGCGUAUCAGUAGCAGAUUUUAGAAUUAGAAUCACCAAACACGCACACGUUUGUUCUUCUCUCACACAAAACAGCCGGAUAACAGCCAUUUUGUGCUGAAUUUCGGACAAAGUCCUUAACGGAGGGGACUUGAUAUUAUUGCUACAACUACCAAACAAGUAAGAUCGGUACGCAAUAUUAUUUCUGCGAAUUUGAAUUUCUUGAAAUUACGAAUGGAAUUUCUGCUCUGAUAGGGGGAGGGUUGUUGAAAUUUUAGUAUGCUCAUGAGGCACCCUGUAACACUAAAGCCCAUAAUUGUGCAGUUUCUACGCAUUAAUGACAGCUAGUAUGUUGUAAUAAUCAAAGCUACUUUCGCCUCCGUAAAGAUCUGAUUUCGUUAGCAAUGGCCUCAAGAUCCUUUAGGGUUGUCCUCAGCAGACGAGAAGGAUUGCUGAAAAUAUUUAUGGGUGGGGGUUGCAGUUGAUAUGGACUAGAAACCUGCCUGAUUGUUCACUGCAUAUUAACGUAGUCUAAUACUUACGUGUGUCUACGCGAGAGGGACGUGACUGUGUACGAGAUUCGUGCAAAACGACUUUGUGUGAAAAGGAAAGCUUGAGAACAAAUAUUUACUCUCUUGAAGCAUUCAUAGAUUGCGAAAAAAAUUUGCCAAAUUCGUUAACGGGGUUUCAAUGGGAGGGGGAUUAGGAGUAAAUUUUCGCAAUUGUUUUGGGGGUAGUUUAGGGUACGAUACAGUUGCGUAUCGGAGGCGGCUGGAGGCCCCUAGGUUUUUCAUUUCGAGGCCCCUGGGUUUUUCAUUUCGAGACCCCUAGGCUUUUCAUGCGAGGCCCCCCAAUAAUAAGCGUUGGUAAAACAGUUCAGACAAAGCAUGAAAUGCUACUGAACAGACUUUCCAGUCAUUCAGAUUUUAGAGCGAUGUAUCAUAAAGGCUUGGGGACCCAUGAACUCAUCUAUCUUUUCCAGAAUACCUACUUCAUAGUCAAACAAGAUAAACAAUAGUUUUUCUUUGUGGCCCCUAAACGAGGAACCCCUUAGUUUUUUAACUAAAGGUAACUUUAGUCCGUUACGCCUCUGGUGCGGUAACUGGCGACUUUAAAGUAAAUUAUACUAUGAUGUACACAACUCCGUGGAAAUAUAUUACACAUUUACAUAUUGUUGCGUGUUAAAAAGCAUUUCGUGUGAUGGUGUAUCGUGUUUACGUAUCGAACUAGGUGUGUCUAUGUUGUCGUGUUGCAUAGCAGCAUCGAUUUAGGUGCUUAAUAAAUUUUAGCAAGUAGAAUACCAACUAAGCUUGUUCUUAAGAUGGUUUUAACAAAUAAUCUUCUGCAUAUUCAGUCACUAUUAGUAAUUUGUGUAAAUAGAAUCAAUAAUACCGACAAAA
This is a messenger RNA of Rhopilema esculentum, 4170 nucleotides long. RefSeq lists its product as uncharacterized. The record is from RefSeq and is a predicted model, not a curated record. Gene Ontology annotation, cellular component: membrane. Lineage: Eukaryota; Metazoa; Cnidaria; Scyphozoa; Rhizostomeae; Rhizostomatidae.